Messenger RNA from Arachis stenosperma, 1206 nucleotides. RefSeq lists its product as uncharacterized. Lineage: Eukaryota; Viridiplantae; Streptophyta; Magnoliopsida; Fabales; Fabaceae. The transcript is spliced from 5 exons. The record is from RefSeq and is a predicted model, not a curated record. Gene Ontology annotation, molecular function: zinc ion binding; nucleic acid binding. The coding region runs from base 1 to 1206 and encodes 401 amino acids.
AUGUUAAACAGAGAGUAUGAUAUGUUUGCAAUGAAGGAAGGAGAAUCUAUUGAUGAACUGUUCGAAAGAUUCAACAUCGUCAUUGUUGGCUUGGAUGCUAUGGGAAUCAAGAAAAUGGUAAAGUUCAAGGAAAGAGGCAAGGGAAGCAGUUCAAGAAAACAAAAGAAAGAUUUCAGCAAGGUGACAUGCUACAACUGCAAAGAGACUGGCCAUUUUAAAUCUGAUUGCCCUAAGUUGAAAAAGGAGGAGAAGCCAAAGAAAGGAAAGAAAAAGGGACUGAUGGCUUCUUGGGAGGACUUGGAAAAUGACUCAGACGAUGAUGAAGAAUCAGAGACUAUGUCCCAACCAUGUCUCAUGGCAGAUCACAUUGAACAGCAAAUCACCAUUCUUAAAGCUGAAAAUGGUUUUCUUAGAGAUAAACUAAAGGAGACUAAAACUGAUGUUGAACUUGUUAAAGAAAACAUGCAGUUAAAAGCUCAACUUAGAGGCUGUGAAAGUGACCAUUCUAUUGUUUCAUACCUUGAUGAGUAUGAUGGAGGGUUUGUCACUUUCGGUAAUGAUGGUAAAGGAAAAAUAGUGGCCAUUGGAAAAAUUGGUAAAAGCUUCUCAUCUUCUAUAAAUGAUGUUCUUCUUGUUGAUGGUUUGAAACAUAAUUUACUAAGUGUUAGCCAAUUGUGUGAUCUAGGAUUUGAAGUUAUUUUUAGAAAGUUUGUGUGCUUAGUUGUUUGUGAAAAAUCUGGGGAUAUUUUGUUUGAGGCUAAAAGGACCAUCAUUAGAAAAGGUUUAAAGAAAACUCCUUAUGAGCUAUGGAAAGGAACCCCUCCUAAUCUUAAGUAUUUCCAUGUUUUUAGAUGCAAGUGCUUUGUACUUAAUAACAAAGAAAAUCUUGGUAAAUUUGAUCCAAAAUCUUAUGAGGGAGUGUUUGUUGGAUACUCCACCACUAGCAAGGCAUAUAGAAUUUACCUCAAAGAACACAGAACCAUAGAGGAAUCUAUACACGUCUCUUUUUGUGAUUCUAAUUCAAUUCCCAGUACUGUGAUCGAGAAUGAUUCAGAUUGUGAAGAUGUUGUCAAUAAAGAAACCAAUGAAGAAAAUCCCAAGUCUGUUCAAAAUGAAGAAUCUGUCUGUCCAAUUUUGUCUCAUCAAAAUGGAGGAGAUUGUUUUGUUUUGUCUCCUGAACCAGCAAGAGAAACUGGAACAGAAUAA